AUGAUAUCCCUAACAAGCCUACCGUGUGAAGCAUUGGAAGAGGUUUUCCAUCAACUCGACCAACACUAUACAUUAGCACUUGCUCCGUUGCAUUCCAAGCUUUACUACAUUGCUAAACCUAAAUUAUACAGAAACAUAUAUGUGUACACACCCUGGCCUAUAAUUGAAUAUGGUGUCGAAUCAAAUGAACAGGGAGAAACUUUCCACAUCUCCAAGAACCUCAACAACUUCAAGAGCAAAAAGUAUUCAAUCAUCUCAUCAGAUACGCUUGAGAGAUAUUUGGCGAAAAUGGACAAGACACAGGAGAUUUAUCAUUUGGAAUUAUACGGACACAAUAUGACAAUUAUUGAGUGCAUUCUCAGACACUUUUCCAAAAUUAGGUUUUUUCAACUAGUUGUACACUAUGGUUAUUCUCCGCUUCAUUAUUGGAAACCAUAUUAUAUUUGGUUGCUUCAAAAUUAUAUUGGGUUUUGCCCUCACAGUACAGUUUACAUUGCCCCAGAAACGAACUUGGCCAAAUUCCCCAUAUUUCAUGAUAAUAUCAAUCUGAUCCGAACAGAUGGCAUCAACUGGGCAGAUAAUUUCGAUUGUCUUCAUCGGCUCAAAAACGUGACUAAGCUAGUAAUGCUUGUCUGUAAAGGUGAUAAUCUUACAAGUUAUCGAUGUUGUUUCAAGCUUCAAGUAUUGGAAAUUAGUCAAUCCUCGGAUUCUCAUUUUUUUCCCAAUUUUCUAUUGAGUGAUGCCUUUGAGACCGUUUUUCUUAAAGAAUUGACUCUAUUUGGAGAUUUUAAUCCCAACACUUUGUUUAAGAGUAAUGAUUUGGAGGAAGAGUUUCCAAAAUUGUUGCUCUUUUGCUUACGGCUCUCGGGAAACGGAGAGAGAGAAGCAGCUUUCGCUCUUCAAGAUUGGAGAGGGUUUAAGCAUAGCAAGGUCAGAUAUCUUAUCUUAUCAAGUCUCAGUUGUUUGACAAGUGAUGUAAUGGCAGUGUGUGACUUGCUUGCAAAGUUUCCUAAUAGUAGUGUCAACUGGUGGUACGAACCGACACUACCCCUUAGGUUGCUAACUCACAAUUUCCGAGUUCUCAGUCCCGAUCUUCCAUUUGGAAUCAUUGGGUACCACUUUUAUGGGUUGCACUGCAGGGACCUCACGAAUUUCAGGCAGAAGGUUACUAUCGGUGGAUUCACGAACAAGACUGUGGAAGUUAAAUUAGAAAAGUAUUAUACUGAAGCUGAGUUGUAUACCAUUUAUAAACUGUGGUCCAAAAGGUAUGUAAGUCUGGAAAUGUCUGAAUUUUAG
Messenger RNA from Lodderomyces theae, 1296 nucleotides. RefSeq lists its product as uncharacterized. The coding region runs from base 1 to 1296 and encodes 431 amino acids. Gene Ontology annotation, molecular function: protein binding. The transcript has a single exon. The record is from RefSeq and is a predicted model, not a curated record. Lineage: Eukaryota; Fungi; Ascomycota; Pichiomycetes; Serinales; Debaryomycetaceae.